AUGAAUGAUAAUCAAAUUAGAGCAGAAGGUAGAAGGUUAUUUAAACGCUUCUAUAACAUUCCUGAUGGUGUUAAUCCUAAAACUCGUAGAAGCUAUUUAAAUGAAGCAAUAGAUGCAUAUGAUGGGUUUGACAUUUCAUCAGAAAGUGAGAGAUUAGCGAGAAUGUUAAAUGUUAAUAUUGAUUUCUAUUAUUGCGAUCCUCAACCAGAAGAUGUGGACAUAAAUAAGGUAGACUUUCCAUUAGUGGAAUCGAUAAUGAUAGAUCCAGAAUUUGAAACAGUAAAUAUUUUAUUAACACAGAGUCCAUGUGGAAAACUUCACGCUGACAGAAUAACAGACGUUGAAGCACUCACCGGCUAUAAA
Trichomonas vaginalis G3 is the source of this 363-nucleotide messenger RNA. RefSeq lists its product as uncharacterized. The transcript has a single exon. Lineage: Eukaryota; Parabasalia; Trichomonadida; Trichomonadidae. The annotation marks the transcript as partial. The record is from RefSeq and is a predicted model, not a curated record.